Molecule: messenger RNA, 4485 nt
Organism: Aricia agestis (brown argus)
Lineage: Eukaryota; Metazoa; Arthropoda; Insecta; Lepidoptera; Lycaenidae
Gene: stx
Product: midnolin homolog
Exons: 5
Coding region: 155-2389 (744 amino acids)
Cellular component (GO): nucleus
Molecular function (GO): protein binding
Source: RefSeq, a predicted model, not a curated record
CACCCGUCACACCGACGGCCACAUCAAAUCUGGGAGCUUAGCGUGUGACCCUUUUAUUUCUAUCGUGCAAUAAAAUAGCUGUAUAAUCCUAGAUAGAUCGAACGUUGGUGUAUCGUUAUUAUUAAUAAAUUUUUGUGUAAUUUAUGUGUAAAACAUGGAACGUGCAACUGGAACGGAGGUGUACGGGUGUGGCUCGCCACAAUCUUCGGACAUAACGCUGAACAUACAAACUACGACGGGUGGCAAUUUCUCCAUCAGCUUGAACGGUAAAAACACAGUGGAGCACCUGAAGAAGCUCGUUUCGAAGAAACUGAAAGUAUCCAAGGAUCGAAUAUGUCUUUUGCAUCGCGAAAGACAACUGAGGGACGGAACUCUCGUAGAAAACGGCCUGCUAGACGGAUCGCGAGUUAUUUUGCUGCCGAGCGUAGAGACGGGCCUUCUGAGUCAAAGACCAGAAAAUUCAGUGAUGCAAGCGUUAGAAUCUUUGAAUGACACUCAAGUGAACGACUUCCUCAGUGGCAAAUCACCACUGAAUCUUACAAUGAGGUUAGGGGACCACAUGAUGCUGAUACAGCUGCAGCUGUCCACUCUGAACUCUAGUUCCUCAGGUGGCACACGCACCUUGCGCACCUCCACACCCACUAAAUCUUCCUCGGUCCGUACAAAAUGUGACACAAAGGAAGGCCAUGUGGCUACACAAAAAGUUCUACAAUGCGAGGAAAAUUACCAAAAUAUUGACAAACCUAAGCCCAGCCAAUUGCAUGUUUUACAUAAGCAGGACUUGGACAUGAUACAGAAUGCAAUAGACCUGUAUCACACAAUAGCAGAGGAGAAAUAUGGGGCAAAGUCGGACAAAGACAAAGAGGAAACACUUGACAGCUCCAACUGUACACUAUCAGACUUGUCUGACACAUCCAUAGACAAUGAGCAGUCCCCUAUCAAGUCUUUAUCUAAUUUAGUGUCAAACCCUAUUGAUGUUUCCUCGGCGGAGGUGAGAGAGAAUAUAACAAAUUCAGUUAAAACGAGUUUAAUGGACCUCCUUGCUUGUAGUAAAUUGAGUGCUGAGGCUAUGCCUUCAACAAGUGGGGGGUGCGAUAAGCCCCAUCCGUCUACUUCACACACACCUGACAGCUCCCUGAGUGAUGAUAGCGAUAACUUUACUGAACAAAGCAAUUUUCUUGCCGAGAGUACAAUAGAUGAGUAUCCAAUGGAGCAUUUAUUCAACAGUGCCGUAGACAAAGGAUUGUUUGAGGAGCAGGACGAGUCCAUGAUGGACAGGGAGAUAUCCAAUUUAGCGACAACGAGUCAUGGAAACCAGCCGUCUACGUCUUGCACAUUACCUCCAUUCCAAAGUUUGAAUGAACCGUUAAAAAAUAAACGGUUUCAGUAUCUACUUCACAAGACUUCCAAAUUCAAACAUCCUAUAGGUCAAAACAAACAGAAGGCGUUUGUACAGUCUGUUGUGAAUAAACACAAGAAAAGAAUACAGGUGCAAGAAGCGAACGCCCCACAGCCUUCGACUUCAAGAACGGAGCCUUUUGUUUCUAGUGUUAAGAAGCCUUUACACAGUAGCCAAACUGAUGACUCGCCUGCCCCCUGUACUUCUAAACAGACAUCCUUCAAAGCCCCAGAUGCUCCUAAAAAGCCCCAAAGGUCUUCCCCGACACCUCCUGUAGACACUAAGGCCCUCAUAGAAGCAUCAAAGAAUUUAACUCAGAAACUCAAGAAACUGUCAAAGGAGGUAUUAACUAAUAAGAUUGAUCUCAGAGCAGCAGAAGAGACAGCGCGCACGAAGAUCGGGCCUGGGGCUGUGAUAGAGUCCAUGAAACACCAUGGCAAAGGAAUUUACUCAGGAACAUUUUCGGGCACCCUCAAUCCUGCACUACAAGACAGAUAUGGACGACCAAAGAGAGAUAUAUCAACAAUAAUUCACAUUCUGAAUGACUUGCUUUGUGCUGCUCCACCUAUUGCAAUAGCACAGAAGGAGUCAAAGCAUUCCUGCACAGUGUCAGAGGAGCCUAGCAAAUGUCCUGGAUGCAGUCAGCCGUCGUGCUCAUACGGACAGUGCGACGGUCACACUCCAACCACCAGCAAGUCCUGUCUCUGCGAGCACAAGAUGUGUCAGUGCAACCGAGUGGAAACCUGCUCAUCCUGCGACGCCAAAUCCACCACCGCCGAUAUUUGUAAAAAGUGCGAACUCGCGAAAACGUUAGCGAUGGAAAAUUCAAAGACUAAAUGCAAGCUGGAGCAACUCAGGCUGGUCAUGCAACAGAAGAAACAGAGACGCGAGGCCAGAAAGUUGAAAACGCUGCCUUACACUCCGCCUAAGAAUAUAACGACGCCGGAGCAGCCGGCCAAGAUACAGGAGGAGAUUGAGACGGUUGCUUAACACCAUGUCGCUUACUUACACCCGGCUUCUCGUUGCUAGUGCGCUCGCAUGACACUGAUCCGAUUGAGCAUGACAUGGUGCUAUAAUUCCGAAUACAUGUUACUAAUUUAAUUUAAUGCCUUAAACUUACGCAGAUAGCUAAUAUCAUUAUCAAAGUUAAUAGUUAUUGAAAUCCUUAGACAAUAUACGUUUUCGAGCACUAGCAACUCGUCACCGUUUAACUGGAAUAUUCUAAAUUACUUGUAAAUAAAUUUGAAUUGUAGUUCUAAAUUCUAAGUGCUUUAUUGCAUGUACAAAUGGUUAAAAAUCAAUUAGACUUUAGAGACGUAGCUGAGUAAGUUGUGGACAAUGUUGCCUACUGUGACCGGGUUUGAUUGUUAUAUUUUUAUUAUAUUUUAUUUUACUGGGUCAGUUCACUUUGUAGUCUUGCGUUUUUACUCUUAAGUCUUUCGAGUGAUAACAUUUUUUUGAAUAUUCACAUUUUUCUUCACGAAAAUUCUCUUGCACAUGUAAUUAUUAUUGGCACUGUUAUUAUUAUAUAGGCGAUGUUAUUUAUAUCUUCUUUCUUUGUUUUCUUUUCGUUAAACUUAUGUUGUUAAAAUAAAUUUCGUAACUAUACUUUUUUAAGUUGUUUUUCUUUUUAGUUUCAAUGUUAGUGGUAUUUAGUUUUAAAAAUUAGUAUCCAAAUAUCUAACGACAUUAAUACGAUACGAGAGUACUGGACCGGGCGGCCCCGCUUGAAGACCAUUAUAAAUAAUUAAUUUAGAGUUUAUCAACACGGGUCCUACCUGUAUCUUACGUCAUAUAAUAAGGCUUGUUAAAAGUUUUUGUUUGAGCACGGAAGGGCGAAAUUUUCCUGUAAAUUGUUAAAAGUAGAACCACUCGAACCACGAAAAUAUAUCAAAUUAUGUAAUUUAUAAUAAAAACAUGAGAUUUAUAAUGUACUGAAAAAUAUUUAAUUUAAACUCCGACAGGAUGUACCCUGAAUUUGAAAUUACAUUGACAUCAAAAUGCUUUGCAGUUGUGUAUCUGAGACUAACUGUAGAAAUGAAUAUUAAAUUAACAUUUUUAUACCAGGUUAAUAGCAAGUUAACCACAUAAAAAUGUUCGCAAUUUUGAAUUGAACGAGAAAUUUUGUAAUAAUUAUUAAAUUAAUUUCUGUCGUAGACCAUAGGAAAUUUUAUACUUUUUAAAAGUGUGAUCUUACUUUAUUGCACUUAUUUUACAGAGGCUUUGUUGCAUUGUUCAUUUGUUCUACGAGGUUGUUACCGAAAUAAAGAUAUGUAAUGUCUUCCUCGAUUGAAACGUGGUGUAAUAACAUAUGGUUCCAAAGACACGUGAAUUUUUCUAAAACUUGCGUGCAGAAUAAGAUACUGUAUAUUAUUGUACCAUGAUUUUGCAGUGUGAUCACUAGGGGGACCGUGCGUCACUUUUGGCGGGCGGUUCCCGAACGUUGAAGCAAUAAAAUGUUUUCCUCGCCGAGACGCCAAGUGCCUAUUAAUGUGUAGUGAAAUAUACAAAUAAGUGUUGUGCCAUAAGGACGUUUUACCUUUAUUUUAUACAUGGCACAGUUUACCGCUGUUGUUUUUGCGCCUUACUAUUUCGAUGUUUUUGCCAGUCAUGAUAGACUAUGCUCCGAGACAUUCUGUAUUUAUUUUUGUAAUUAUAGUUCAUUCGCGUUAAGAAUACAGUGUCAUUAUAGCAAAUGUUAUACUUGACUAAUGAGUUAUUUUAUAAAUUAUAUAGACUAUGGCUAAUUUGCUUACAUUUAAGCGUCAUUAGUCAAAGACAUUUACUUAAUUGAGUCACUGCUAACUUAGCGCGUAUGUAGUAUCAUGACUGAUGGAGACUGACACACCAUUACAUGUAAAGUCUUCUUAUUCACGAUCUCAAACGCUGGAAACGUCGGACGAUUUAAUGUAAUUUUGACUGUAUAAACUAUGUAUAUAUCCACCUGCGUUACCACGGUUGUUUUGUUGCUAUAUUUCAUAUUUGGCUGUAAGUCGGGUUUGCAAAAUUUAAAAAUCCCAUUUUGGUCCUUGUAUUUUGCAUGUUUAGAGAGAUGAAUAAAGUAACAUACUUAUAACUUAUCUUAA